Messenger RNA from Hemibagrus wyckioides, 2838 nucleotides. It is a transcript of the gene gpr37b, whose product is annotated as G protein-coupled receptor 37b. The transcript is spliced from 2 exons. Gene Ontology annotation, cellular component: signaling receptor complex; plasma membrane. The record is from RefSeq and is a predicted model, not a curated record. Bases 646 to 2334 code for a protein of 562 amino acids. Gene Ontology annotation, molecular function: G protein-coupled peptide receptor activity; prosaposin receptor activity. NCBI's taxonomy places the organism in Eukaryota, Metazoa, Chordata, Actinopteri, Siluriformes, Bagridae. Gene Ontology annotation, biological process: positive regulation of MAPK cascade; adenylate cyclase-inhibiting G protein-coupled receptor signaling pathway.
GUGGUCUGCUGCUGGUGGCUGUGCUAUGGCGGUUCGGGGUUAGUUAACCGCGGAAGUGUGGAGCUCAGAUUUUAUCGGCGGGGUUCAUCUUUGUGUUUAUACAGUCGGACUGAUCAGAGAGCACUACACCCUCUCGCGGGUGUCCUAGUGUCCAUUUUGUUUUGUUUUGUUUUGUUUUUUUUUGUGCAGAAAGAAACGGAGUCGCUGUGAACUCACUGAUUUUUCCCCAUUCUACAAGGAUUCAGGUGGGCGCGCCCGAGACACAGGAGGGAUGCAAACAUAGACUACUUGUCGCUUUCCUCUGGCGUGGACCUUCAUUGUGUGAGCACCUUCCGAUUACAGGAAAAAAUAUGUGUAUGGAGAAGGAAUUUUAUUCUGAACAAGGUGCUCAGGUGCAUGGACUGAUCUAUUUUAUCGUCCAUGCUGCAUAGUGCAUCUGUUUAGAUGAAGGCGAAGCCCGUGCGUGGAAAUUUUGACAGGUUGUUGAUUGGUGAAUAAAAUCAGCUUAUUUAAUAAUAAUAAUAAUAAUAAUAGUAAUAAUAAUAAUAAUAAACAAUGUUGAGCGGACCGAUCGCUUUUCCAGUGCAGCUGCACGAUGUGAUGUGUUGAUUUAAAUAUCAUCAGCACCAGAAAGUGACACUGACGAUGCAGGUUUGCUUUAUAAAAAAUAUUUUUUUCCUUGCGACCCUUGUGGCUCUGGCGGACGGGGACGAUGUCCACACCAAGGCAUCCAGCGCCAUGCGGUAUGCGAGGAGACAAGCCACAGGUCCACCUCAGUGGACGCCCUCCCAGGAUGCCAGGAUGCCGUUAUUACUGAACAGCGGUAAUGAUACACAUUUCAGUCGAAGAUGCAAAUUUAAAAAGUCGGGAUGUUACUUUCUGUCACACAGGAUGGACAGGACCACCCAUGGAGAAAAGGCGGUCCACAAUCACUACAAGAUAUGGAAAAAGUUCAAUGAACAUGAGAGAAACCACAGGCACAGAAGAGGUGCAAAGGAACGGCACAAGAAACUGACAUGGGAAGUAAAGAAGAGAGGAACUGGAAGUACGAAGAUGUCUGCGAAUGCUCUCACUUCACCUUUAACAUGGUGGGAACCGAUGCCCAAGCCCUUGGCCCUCGCCGCCACAGAUUUCCCUUUUGACAUAACCAAACAUGUGGAGUUUUACACCAGGCGCAUGGCCCCAGAUAACCCAUGGGAUGCAACACCUAUGACCCCACCAUACCCUGAAGACGAGGAAAAUGAGUAUUUCCCUAACCCAUUCUAUCCGGUUACGAGCGAAACGUACACAGCCUACGCCAUCACAUGUUUCUCUGUACUCAUUUUUGUGAUAGGGAUCAUUGGAAAUGUUGCAGUCAUGUGCAUUGUGUGCCAUAACUAUUACAUGAGGAGCAUCUCCAACGCCCUUUUAGCUAACCUGGCUGUCUGGGAUCUGGCCGUGUUGUUGCUCUGCAUGCCCCUUGUGGUGUUCCACGAGCUGACUAAAACCUAUCUACUGGGCCACUUCACCUGUAAAGUUAUCCCCUACAUUGAGAUUGCCUCACUGGGCGUGACCACCUUCACCAUUUGUGCCCUGUGCAUUGAUCGAUUCCGUGCCGCCACCAACGUACAGAUGUACUAUGAAACAAUUGAGACAUGUGCAUCUGCUGCUGCUAAGCUUGCUGUGAUCUGGGUUGGCGCGUUACUCUUGGCACUCCCCGAACUUCUGAUCCGGCAGCUGGUGAAGGAAUCCGACACAGAGGACGUGGAGCGGUGUCUGGAACGCAUCUCCACUUCAAUGCCUGAGACUCUUUACACUCUGGGCCUGGCGUAUGAGAGUGCUAGGCUCUGGUGGUGCUUCGGGUGCUAUUUCUGCCUGCCUGCUCUGUUUACCAUCGGCAGCUCGUUAGCCACAGCACGCCGCAUGCGCCAGGCCGAGCGUGGAUGCCCACGCGCCAACAAAAAGCAGAUGCGCCUGGAGAGCCGCAUGAACUGCGUUGUCGUGGCACUGGCGGUGGUGUAUGCUGCCUGUGCAGUGCCCGACAACGUCGCAAACAUGGUGGCGGCCUACAUAGGGCACCUGGAAAUUGUGGGUGUACUGCGCACACUCGGUCAGCUCUUACUCUUCUUGCGCACUGCGAUCACACCCGUCUUGCUGCUUUGCCUGUGCCCACCGUUUGGUCAUGCUUUCCUAGAGUGCUGUUGCUGUUGCACAAAUAUGUGUGGUGCGGCGGCGUCCUCAGCGGUGGGCAGUGACGAUAACGAGCAUGAAUGUACCACCGAGCUGGAGCUGUCUCCAUUUAGCACCAUCCGUAGGGAGAUGUCCAACUACACUGCGACAGGGUCCCACUCCUGAGCCACCGGUGCCAUGUAUGUGUCAGUGCCAACAAUUCUACUACACAGUGUAGUGUGGAAGCACAUACUUUCUCACUUCUGUAAAUACUGUCUUAUGAAGUAAUGUACAAAACUUAAUUACUUUUUUGUAUUAUUAUUAUUAUUUGUAUUAGUAUAUGUUUUUAAAACCUAGCGACUCUUUGCCUAUUUUUUGCACUGCCAACCGCUUAAGCUUUCUUUCUAUGUCUCUGCAUCUUAUUGCUAGUAACAUUCCUAUGAUAUCUGUAUAUGGCAAUAUGUUCCAUGCCUUGAUCUUUCUUUUAAUGAAGGUGAUUGUGUAACUCUGUCUUGAAUUGCGUGAAGCAGUACACUUGAACACCUGAAGAAAAUCCCUGUGUGUGUGUGUGUGUGAUAGCAGAAAAGAAAAGUAGAUAUCGACACUAUGCUCAGUGUGCUUAAUGGUUUCUAAGUCCAUUUUUAUAUAACCAAAAAUUCUCUUUAAUAAACUCAAGUGUUUGCUGGGAAA